This is a messenger RNA of Boeremia exigua, 808 nucleotides long. RefSeq lists its product as uncharacterized. Gene Ontology annotation, cellular component: fungal-type vacuole membrane; Vps55/Vps68 complex. The record is from RefSeq and is a predicted model, not a curated record. Gene Ontology annotation, biological process: late endosome to vacuole transport via multivesicular body sorting pathway; protein targeting to vacuole. The coding region runs from base 78 to 599 and encodes 173 amino acids. The transcript is spliced from 3 exons. Lineage: Eukaryota; Fungi; Ascomycota; Dothideomycetes; Pleosporales; Didymellaceae.
CGCAGCUCCUACAGCAGGCUUCAAGCACACCUCGACACCCACGCACGCCAGCGCAUACACAAUACCAUAUCGGUACGAUGGAGGAAAACCGUCUUUUUCGCUUCCCCAAGCCGGCAUGGCUGAACAGCGCAAACACGCGCACCUUCGGCGUCUACACUGCAGGAGCUCUGUUUGCGCUUGGCUUCUACGCGCUCAUCGAUGUCGCCGUCUGGUCCAAGUCGAUCAUGAACCCCUCCGACCCGCCCGUUCACGUUACCUUCAUCGACUGGAUACCUGGCAUCUGCUCUGCUCUGGGCAUGCUCGUCAUCAACUCGAUCGACAAGUCGCGGCUGUCUGCCGACAGCUUCAGCUAUAGCGGCAACGGCGUUGCCUGGAAGGCGAGGCUGGUGCUCUUCUUAGGCUUUGCGCUGCUGGCUGGCGGGCUGGCGGGCAGCGUGGUCGUGCUGGUCAUGAAGUAUAUCGUGCCGGGCUAUGUUUGGCCAACGAUCUGGAUGGGCGUUGGAAAUGUCGUUUCGAAUGCGCUGGUUAUGUUAAGCUCCGCUGUGCUUUGGAUCGCACAGAACAUGGAGGACGAGUACACCUACAAUUUGGCGCUUUGAGAGCGAUCGUCGAACGAGUAGCACAUGUAUCGUGCAAGGCUGCGAACCAGGGAGGGUAUGAUGAUUAUGAAAGCGGAAAGCAGUGUUGAUGUCUUGUGUAUGGCUGUAUGCAUAUGUUUGGAGCGUUUUAUGAUGCUAGUGCCAGAGGUGGCGUUCUGUCACAUUGACGGUUCAAAUUAAUGAUAUUCUCGGCGUGAGCCGUUCACAAC